AUGGGUCUGGGAGUGCUGGAUGUCCCUGACCAUAUCGUGGUCCCAGGCACCUCGAACAUCUACGAACGAGACCGGGACUCGAGCGAGCCGUCGCCUCACACCUCUGGGCUGAAAUAUGACUGGACUACGAAAGAGCCUACGGUGCUAGUACCACAGCCCAGCGAUGAUCCCAAUGACCCUUUGAACUGGCCUCUAUGGCGACGGGAUGUGAUCCUCGGCAUUCUUUCCUUCGUCACGGUCCUUUGUACGACACUUAGCUCAAUCAUGGCCGCCAAUACUGUCACAAUCGCCGACUACGAGGAAAUCACAUUCGUUGCUGCUGCACUUCUGACCGGCUACCAUCUUUGCGGCGUGGGCGUAGCGGGCAUUCUGAUCGUGCCCACCGCGCGCGUCUGGGGCAAGCGCCACCUAUUCCUGAUCGGACACGUCUUGAUGAUUGUGAGCUGUGUCUGGGCCGGCGCAAGUGGGAAAAAUGUAAAGAGUCUUCUGUGGGCUCGAAUUUUCCAAGGAGUUGCUUUGGCUCCGUUUGAGGCGUUGGUUAAUGCCUGCAUCGGUGACCUUUAUUUCGUCCAUGAACGAGGAAAACGCAUGGCGGUGUCGAACGUCUCGCUCUUUGGUGCUGCCUUUUUGGCGCCUGUUUUCGUCGGCAAGAUUACAAAGUCCAUUAACUGGCAAUGGUCCUUCUACUUUGUGGCCAUCUUCCUCGCCGCUGCUUUGCCGUUUAUGAUCGUGUUUGUACCGGAGACUGCGUAUCGCCGUGCCGACCAUCUGAACACCGACUUUAAGCACAAGACCGGUCGUAAUGAAUCGACCGACUCACAUUUGCCGCUCGGCGAAACCUCAAAUGACGAACCCAAGGCAUUCGUCAGUGGAGAGGUGCCAAUCAGUGGAACGUCAAGGACGGAAGUAUCCGCGGCACCCGUUCCACAAAAGGAUACUCUUUUACAAUCCAUGAGACUUUUCAACGGACGAAAAACAGAUGAAAACUUUUUCAAGCUCCUUCUGCGUCCCUUCCCCCUGUUUCUGCAUCCUGGCAUACUUUAUGCGAGCGUCGUCAUCGGCUGGGCAGUUUUCAUCGGUGUUGUUUUGGCAAUCGUAUUCCUCGGCCCACCUCUCUGGUUUGAAGAGGACAAGACAGGCUACCUUUACACAGGUGCCUUUAUCGGGUCUGUGGUGGGUCUGAUCUUGGCCGGAGUACUCACCGAUUACAUGAACAAGGUGAUGGUCAGAUUGAACCGGGGCAGAUACGAACCUGAGUUCCGGCUUUUGCUGGUAAUUUUCCAACUCGUCUUUGCCUGCAUGGGCCUGUACGGCUUUGGAUGGACGGCGAAUGACGUCAUGAAGUAUGGAUGGCUACUCCCAGAUGUGUUUUUUGCCUUUUUGAUUAUCGGGAUGGUGAUGGGUGCGGUUGCGGCCUCAUUAUAUAUCGCAUUUACAUGUCUGUUGGUUUUCAAAAACAUGUUCAGUUUCUUGUUAACUUUCUACGCCUACGAAUGGUUUGCGCACGGCGGCGUAAAGCACACCAUGAUCAUCAUUGGCAGCAUUCAGGCGGGUAUUUGCUUGCUGAGUAUUCCAAUGUAUGUUUUCGGGAAGUGGAAUCGAGCUUUCUGUGCGCGUUACGAUAUCCUUGAGAUCCUACAUCUCUGGUAA
Molecule: messenger RNA, 1650 nt
Organism: Penicillium argentinense
Lineage: Eukaryota; Fungi; Ascomycota; Eurotiomycetes; Eurotiales; Aspergillaceae
Product: putative MFS transporter
Exons: 7
Coding region: 1-1650 (549 amino acids)
Biological process (GO): transmembrane transport
Molecular function (GO): transmembrane transporter activity
Source: RefSeq, a predicted model, not a curated record